AUGUCUAGUCCAGAACAAUUGAUUGCAGAGGCCGAAAAGAAGUGCAAGAAGGUUGGAGGGCUUGCUUCUUUCUUUGGAUCGUCCCAGCAAUCCAGAUAUGAAGAGGCUGGGGACCUGUAUGUCCAAGCUGCAAAUCUUUAUAAGUUACAAAAGAGAAAUACCCAAGCAGGACAGACCUUUGAGAAGGCUGCUGAGAGCCAGAAGCUGGCCGAGUCGCCAGAUGAGGCUGCCAACACGCUGGUCGAAGCCUUCAAAUGUUACAAGACCGAGGUUCCUAUCGAAGCGGCUAGAUGUCUUGAGCAGGCGAUCGAAAUGUUUGUGCGCAAGGGUCAAUUCAGACGUAGUGCCAAUUUCAAAGCUGACCUGGGCGAACUUUACGAGAACGAACUGAACGAUAUUCCAAAGGCAAUCCAGAGUUAUGAAGACGCCAGCGAAUGGUAUAAGGGAGACUCGGCCUCUGCAUUGGGCAACAAGUUUGCUCUGAAGGCUGCUGAUCUUUACUGCGACAACACUGUUCAGGAAUAUGCGAAAGCGGCAGUUGUGUAUGAGAGAGUGGCUAAAGAGUCUUUGAACAACAACCUGGCCAAAUGGUCUUUGAAAGAGUAUUUCCUGAAAGCCAUUUUGUGCAGACUUGCAGACAACAACGACUACGCGAGCGGGAAUGCUCUUCUCCAAAGAUUCACACAAUGGGAUCCUACUUUCGAGAGCACGAGAGAGUAUGAGUUUGCUUCCAAGUUGGUGGAGGCAGUGCGUAACGGAAGCCCUGACGACAUUGCAAAUAGCGCCAAAGAAUUCGACAAGUUCUCCAGACUGGAUGCCUUCAAAAUUAGAAUACUCAAUAAGAUAAAGACCAGCGUUGUGGAGGCGCCUGAACAACUGGACGAAGACUUCACCUAA
This is a messenger RNA of Ogataea parapolymorpha DL-1, 897 nucleotides long. Its product is annotated as Vesicular-fusion protein SEC17. Gene Ontology annotation, cellular component: vacuolar membrane; SNARE complex. Gene Ontology annotation, biological process: intracellular protein transport; SNARE complex disassembly. The transcript is spliced from 2 exons. The coding region runs from base 1 to 897 and encodes 298 amino acids. The record is from RefSeq and is a predicted model, not a curated record. Lineage: Eukaryota; Fungi; Ascomycota; Pichiomycetes; Pichiales; Pichiaceae. Gene Ontology annotation, molecular function: syntaxin binding; soluble NSF attachment protein activity.